This is a messenger RNA of Mangifera indica (mango), 1669 nucleotides long. Its product is annotated as heat stress transcription factor A-8. Gene Ontology annotation, molecular function: RNA polymerase II cis-regulatory region sequence-specific DNA binding; DNA-binding transcription factor activity. Gene Ontology annotation, cellular component: nucleus. Gene Ontology annotation, biological process: regulation of transcription by RNA polymerase II. The coding region runs from base 174 to 1349 and encodes 391 amino acids. The record is from RefSeq and is a predicted model, not a curated record. Lineage: Eukaryota; Viridiplantae; Streptophyta; Magnoliopsida; Sapindales; Anacardiaceae. The transcript has 3 exons.
CUCUAUCUCUCCUAACAGUACCUCCCCCCAAAGGUAACCAACCAUCCGUACAAUCGAAUUGCCAAAUUUCGAAUUUGCCCUUCCCGAGUCCUCUUUUUAAAACCGUUCAUCCAUUUUCUUGGAUUCUGAGAUUGUUUGGUUUCAAAUUUAUCAUUCCAUCCGUCUUUCCAGUUAUGGUGAAAUCGAGCGAGAAUGGGUCUGUUUCAGUGGCGCCUUUUCUGAAAAAAUGUUACGACAUGGUUGACGACGAGUCAACGGACUUGAUAAUUUCGUGGAGUCAAAACGGUGAGAGUUUUGUUAUAUGGGACAUGACUGAAUUCUCGGUUAAACUGUUACCAAAAUACUUCAAGCACAACAAUUUCUCUAGCUUCAUCAGGCAGCUUAAUAUCUAUGGUUUUAGAAAAGUUGACACAGAUCGAUGGGAAUUUGCAAAUGAUGGAUUCAUUAGAGGUCAGAAGCAUUUGUUGAAUAACAUCAGUAGAAGAAAAAACUCCCAAGCACCUGAGCAGCGAAAAUUGUCACAACAGUCUGAAAAUGUCUUCGAACUGUGUGAUAAAAUUGACAACUUAGCAUUGUGGAGGGAAGUUGAGAAUUUGAAGACUGAUAAAAAUUCACUUGCACAGGAGUUGGUUAAACUUAGGCAGUACCAGGAGACUGCAGAUAAUAAGUUGCUGGUCCUGAGGGAACGCAUUCAAGGUGUUGAAACAAACCAGCAGCAGAUGUUGUCAUUUUUAGUGAUGGCCAUGCAAAACCCUAACGUUUUGGUUCAGCUGCUUCAACCAAAAGAGAAUAACUGGCGCAUAGCUGAAGCAGGUAGUAUUUUAGAAGAAGUGUCGGAAUGUGGUGAACCAGUAGCUUCUGAUAAUAUGCUAGUAAGAUAUCAGGCACCAGUAGAUGAAACUCUGAAGCCUGUACUCGCACCAGUUACAGAUUCAGAAUUUCAACCUGAAUCUGACACAUCCGGUGGCAAGAAAGAUUUUUUCAUGAAUAUCGAUUUCAUGAAAAUACUUAUGGAAGAAACUCAUGUCCCAUUCAUUCCUCCAGAUAUAAAUUAUGAUGGUGAAUGGGAAAAGCUUCUUUUAGGUAGUCCGUUUAUAGAGAAUACUGAAGAUAAUCAGCAGGAUAGGGAAGCACGGACUGGCUCAGAAAUGGAAGUUGAACCAACAGUAUCUGGGAUCGAUUUGGAGAAGCUUCAGAAUUUUGAACUUUUACUACAGCAAAUGGACAAAUCUCAAAACUCUGAGAUUGAACCGACAAGUAAUGGAUCUCAUUUGGAGAGACCCCAAAACUUGGAAUUUUGUACUGAGACAAUGGAACAUUUGGCUUCUGAAAGUAAUUACAAAUUUUGAACCCUGCAGAAGGUGUCAACAUCUUAGCAGCUAGGGUGUCGUUGCAAGCUUCUCAUCUACCUCGUAUAUCGAUACAGUGGCAUAAUUUUCUCUAUACCUGGAGACAAGAAAUGGUAACUGUUUUAUACUAAAUUAAAAUAGCUAAUUCAAGAAACUGUUACGGGUGCCAGUUUGAAGUUUGGCUUUUGCGUUUAAAAUCCCAGUAUGUAUAGUUCUUAUAAAUUUCACAGUAUUUGAUAGUAUCAAAAUUUUUUAUAUUUUCUACAAACAAAUUUGGGUAUAAAAUCAUAAAUACUAUGUCUUAGUACAUCUUUGGUUUA